AUGGCGGUGUGGUUAGUGGGUUGGGAUCUGGUGGAGAGCAAUGGACCUGUCACAGUGAGUACAAACUUGUUAACUCCAGCGAAGCCUACUGCGUUCCCUGACUCCAAGUAUGACCAGUACCAGAGCAGCUAUGUGUACCUGAGUUUAAUUCCACAGGAGGAUGUGUGCAGGAUGCAUGUGAAAGGAAGCCACAGGAUGAAUAAUCACAGCUGGCAGAGAUGGGGCUCAGGAGCUGUAAUUCCAGUUGUUCUUCUGAGUGACCUGGCAAAGGAGCUGGAGGAAACGGAUGAAACUAAAGCAUUGCUGGGUCACAGGAGUCAAGAUCCAGUUUCGAACAUGAUGGCAGAAACUCUGUCCCCGAAAGAGGGAAAUGAUACUGGGGUUGGGAAAUCGAGUAUUGUUUGUCGAUUUGUCCAGGACCACUUCGAUCACAAUAUUAGUCCUACUAUUGGAGCAUCUUUUAUGACUAAAACUGUGCCUUGUGGGAAUGAGCUUCAUAAAUUUCUGAUCUGGGACACAGCUGGUCAGGAGCGGGACUCAUUUCAUACUUUGAAGAAAUGGGUGAAAGAACUAAAAGAACAUGGUCCUGAAAACAUUGUUAUGGCCAUCGCUGGAAACAAAUGUGAUCUUUCUGAUAUCAGGGAGGUUCCUAUGAAGGAUGCCAAAGAAUAUGCAGAAUCUAUAGGUGCAAUUGUUGUUGAAACCAGUGCAAAGAAUGCUGUUAACAUUGAAGAACUUUUUCAAGGAAUAAGUCGGCAAAUUCCACCCUUAGAUCCUCAUGAAAACGGUAACAAUGGAGCAAUCAAACUUGGAAAGCAGACUUCACAGACGGGUAGGCGGUGCUGCUGA
Molecule: messenger RNA, 849 nt
Organism: Antrostomus carolinensis (chuck-will's-widow)
Lineage: Eukaryota; Metazoa; Chordata; Aves; Caprimulgiformes; Caprimulgidae
Product: ras-related protein Rab-31
Exons: 9
Coding region: 1-849 (282 amino acids)
Molecular function (GO): GTPase activity; GTP binding
Source: RefSeq, a predicted model, not a curated record